Cutaneotrichosporon cavernicola is the source of this 285-nucleotide messenger RNA. RefSeq lists its product as uncharacterized. NCBI's taxonomy places the organism in Eukaryota, Fungi, Basidiomycota, Tremellomycetes, Trichosporonales, Trichosporonaceae. The record is from RefSeq and is a predicted model, not a curated record. The coding region runs from base 1 to 285 and encodes 94 amino acids. The transcript is spliced from 2 exons.
AUGUCAAUCACCUUGGCCUACACCCUCGACCCGCCAGCGGGCAUUACCGCCCCCGCCCCACCCAAGGACGAGCACAGUUUCGCCAUUUCUCCUGGUGCCGGCCGAUCCAAUACGGAAGCCUAUUACGCUGCCGCGUCAACCGCUCUCAAGUCGGCGCAAGUGCAGGCCAACGAGGUCUUCACGGCGUGGAAGGACGCCGUGGGGGAUGCCGAGAAGCAUAAAGAGAACGUCGGCAAUGUCGGCAAGGGACAGGGCAAGGCUGCGCAAAUAUACAUGGCCCGAUAG